Molecule: messenger RNA, 2534 nt
Organism: Aspergillus versicolor CBS 583.65
Lineage: Eukaryota; Fungi; Ascomycota; Eurotiomycetes; Eurotiales; Aspergillaceae
Gene: xlnD
Product: beta-xylosidase XylA
Exons: 2
Coding region: 171-2522 (783 amino acids)
Biological process (GO): xylan catabolic process; arabinan catabolic process
Cellular component (GO): plant-type cell wall
Molecular function (GO): xylan 1,4-beta-xylosidase activity; alpha-L-arabinofuranosidase activity
Source: RefSeq, a predicted model, not a curated record
UGACUGUCCAUGCCCGAUAAAUAUCGAUAUAUCCAGUAUACCCACGAUCUGCAUUGUUAUGCGCCUCCAUUUAUCCAUCGGCAAUUAUUCGGCUUUACUGCCAAUAUAAGAGAGCUUCCCACUGAAUACCAGCAUCUCCCAAGCUCGAAGAAAGGUGCAAAGUCGCUAUCAUGAAGACCUCAAUCGUCGCCUGGGCAGUGCUGCUCCCAGCAGCAGCGGCCCAAGCAAACGAGAGCUUCGUCGACUACAACGUCGAAGCCAACCCCAACCUCUUCCCCCAAUGCCUGAUGCACCUCAACAUGUCCUUCCCCUCCUGCACCAGCGGUCCCCUGGCUAAUACCCCCGUCUGCGACCGCAGCCUGGAUCCCCUCACCCGCGCCAAAGGCCUCGUCUCCCUCUUCACACUCGACGAACUGCUCAACAACACCGGAAACAGCAACCUAGGCGUGCCCCGCCUCGGCCUCCCCAACUACCAAGUCUGGGGCGAAGCCCUGCACGGCGUCGGACGGGCUAAUUUCCAGGAUUCCGGCAAAUUCAGCUGGGCAACGUCCUUCCCCAUGCCCAUCAACACCAUGAGCGCACUGAACCGCACCCUCAUCCAGCAUAUCGGGUCGAUUGUCUCGACGCAGCUCCGCGCAUUCAGCAACGCCGGCCACGGCGGCAUAGACGUCUACUCCCCCAACAUCAACACCUUCCGCCACCCCGUCUGGGGCCGCGGGCAGGAAACACCAGGGGAAGACGCAUUCCUCGCCUCCGUGUACGGGUUCGAAUACAUCACCGCACUGCAGGGCGGGGUGGACCCGGAGACGAUCAAGAUCAUUGCCACGGCGAAGCACUACGCCGGGUAUGACAUUGAGAGCUGGAGCGGGCAUUCGCGGCUGGGGAAUGAUAUGCAGAUUACGCAGCAGGAGCUGUCGGAGUAUUAUAUGCCGCCGUUUAUUGUUGCGGCGAAGGAUGCAAGGGUCAGGAGUGUGAUGUGCUCGUAUAAUGCGGUGAAUGGGGUUCCUGGGUGUGCGAAUGUAUUCUUCCUUCAGACGCUGCUGAGGGAUACGUUUGGUUUUGUGGAGGAGGGGUAUGUCUCGGGGGAUUGCGGUGCUGUUUAUAAUGUGUGGAAUCCGCAUGGGUAUGCGGGCAAUGAGUCGGCGGCUAGUGCGGCGUCUGUGCUGGCUGGGACGGAUAUUGACUGUGGGACGUCGUAUCAGUGGUAUCUGGACGAGGCGGCUGGGGAUGCGCUUGUUGCGAGGAGCGAGAUUGAACGGGGUGUUGUGAGGCUUUAUGGUUCGCUUGUUAAGGCUGGUUAUUUUGAUGGUGAGGAUGCGCCGUAUAGGGAUAUUUCGUGGGAGGAUGUGCUGGAGACGGAUGCGUGGGAUGUGGCAUACCAGGCCGCGGUGGAGAGUAUCGUUUUGCUUAAGAAUGAUGGUGCACUGCCGUUGAAGGACGGCGUCAAGAGUGUUGCUGUUGUUGGGCCAUGGGCGAAUGUGACUGAGGAGCUGCAGGGGAACUACUUUGGGCCUGCGCCAUAUCUGAUCAGUCCGCUGGAUGCGUUCAAGGAAUCGGAUUUCAAUGUCCAUUAUGCGAAAGGGGCAGACCUCAACUCGAACUCGACUGCUGGGUUUGAGGCUGCACUCAAGGCUGCGAGACAGGCUGAUGUGGUUGUCUUUGCUGGUGGCAUCGACAACACCAUCGAGGCAGAGGCCAUGGACCGCGAGAACAUCACCUGGCCAGGAAACCAACUCGACCUGAUUGACCAGCUCAGUGAGGUUGGGAAGCCACUAAUCGUCCUGCAGAUGGGCGGAGGACAGGUUGAUUCGUCCUCGCUGAAGAACAACGACAACGUCAAUGCCCUAAUCUGGGGAGGAUACCCUGGCCAGUCUGGCGGACACGCUCUGCUCGACAUCAUCACUGGAGCAAAGGCACCUGCAGGCCGUCUCGUUGCCACUCAAUAUCCGGCCAACUAUGCCAUGGACUUCCCAGCCAUUGACAUGAACCUCCGGCCCAGCGGGGACAACCCUGGCCAGACGUACAUGUGGUAUACCGGUGAGCCUGUCUACGAGUUUGGCCACGGUCUGUUCUAUACCACCUUUAAGGAAUCUACCGAGAGCACCAGUGCAGGGUCGUUCAAUAUCCAGGACAUCCUGGCUCCGUCGCAUCCUGGCCAUGGACGCGUUGACCAGAAGGCCCUGCUCAACUUUACCGCAACUGUUACCAACACUGGAGAGACCAAGUCGGACUACACAGCCUUGCUGUUUGCGAACACCACUGCUGGUCCUGCGCCACAACCCAUCAAAUGGGUUGUUGGGUUCGACCGUCUUGGAGGGCUGGAGCCUGGUGAUUCCCAGACCCUGACCGUACCUGUCUCUAUUGAAAGUGUUGCUCGAACAGACGAGAAAGGCAACAGAGUGCUGUAUCCAGGAUCGUAUGAGCUGGCACUGAACAACGAGAGAUCGGUCGUUGUCUCAUUCGAGCUGAAGGGCGACAAGGCAGUUCUUCUGAGCUGGCCAGAGGACACAACGAGUCCGUAGUCAUAUAUACUA